Molecule: messenger RNA, 2010 nt
Organism: Hemibagrus wyckioides
Lineage: Eukaryota; Metazoa; Chordata; Actinopteri; Siluriformes; Bagridae
Product: uracil phosphoribosyltransferase homolog
Exons: 7
Coding region: 638-1390 (250 amino acids)
Source: RefSeq, a predicted model, not a curated record
GGUGAGCUCACAGUUCUAAAAACUCAGGCUGCGUUUAUAUACAGGCUUUUAUGGUAACCACUAGGCGGUUUAAGAGAGGAAAGUUGCUGCUAAUCUGUUUCAGACAUUAGAAAGGUUUAAAAGCACACUUUCUAAAUUAUUCUUAGAGUAUAAUGUUCGUUAUGGACUCUUUUGUUUAAUCGAUUUUAAUGUAUAUAUAAUAUAUAUAAAAUACUGCGCUUGAACGAUUGGUGUGUUUGAGUGACUCAACUUUCUCACACGUCUGCGCAUUCCUUAGUUCAAUACACAUGGCUAUUGAAAGUAUGCUUUAACAUUUCUGUGACAGAUUUUUUUACACAGAUAGAUAACUAUACCUCGGUGCAAAUUUAUGUGACGAUUCACUUACUUAUAAUGAAUAAAAAAUUUUAAAUCUUCUGCACAAAUAUACGCAACUUUGACGCUGUGAAGCAACCGCGAAAGGAUGUGACGUUUCGAUUUGACCAAAACACAAGUCGUAGCGCAGAUUGCCUUGUCACGUACUGCCCCGGUGUGAGAAGACACGUUGACCAUUAGUUUGCAGUGCACGUGUUGUAGGUUCCUGUGAACGAUUGCACGUUUUAUAGCCUAUUUCUAACGAGACGUAGUGACGUGUAAUACCAUGCCUUGCCAUAAUCAACAGGUUGCACGUGGCAGUAGCUGUGAUCAGCACUCAAUGAAGCAGGUGCGUUUUGCCAGUGGCGAUGGUUCAGACAGCGAGUCUUUGGAGAAAGAGAGUGGAGCCGCAAUAAACGGCGACCUCCCGAUCCAGCUGAAGCUUUUUCCCCUCACUGACCAAAUCCGUGAACUACAGACCAUAAUCAGGGACAAAACCACAAGUAGAGGCGACUUUGUGUUCAGUGCUGACAGACUGAUUAGACUUGUAGUUGAAGAAGGACUCAAUCAGCUGCCUUAUAUUGAGUGCACAGUGACUACACCAACAGGACAGAAGUAUGAAGGUGUCAAAUUUAAGAGAGGCAACUGCGGCGUCAGCAUAAUGAGAAGUGGUGAAGCGAUGGAGCAAGGCCUAAGGGACUGCUGUCGAUCUAUCCGCAUCGGCAAGAUUCUUAUACAGACUGAUGAGGAGACGCUGAAAGCUAAAGUAUACUACGCAAAGUUCCCACCGGAUAUUUACAGACGAAAAAUCCUGCUCAUGUACCCUAUCCUGAGUAGCGGGAACGCUGUCAUCGAAGCAGUGCGAGUGCUGAUCGAUCACGCCGUCCAGCCUUCGCACAUCAUUCUCCUGAGCCUUUUCUCUACCCCUCAUGGCAUUAAGUCAAUAGUGGAAGAAUUUCCAGAGCUCACUAUCCUCACCAGUGAAGUCCAUUCUGUAGCUCCAACUCACUUUGGACAGAAAUAUUUUGGUACAGACUGAUUUUUCAUUGGGAGCUCAGAAGCUCGUUAUCGAGUUCUUUCCGUUUCUCUCGGACUGGAGAUGGUUUGCAUUAUAAUUGUUUGAAGUGCCUCAGUAUAGCAUGUUAGAAGUGCAGUGAAGGGUUAUUUAAUGCAGUGCUUCUCAAAGUAGGGUCUCUGAAGCAUAGCUAAAGGGCUGUGAUUUUAUUUUGGUGGAAAUCGCAAUCCAUCAUUAUCGGUGUUUGACUGUUCACUUGUAUUUGAAGGGUUUAAUGGAUAGUAUCCACUGGAGUAAUGAAAGUCUAAUAAAAGAGCCAGUGAUUGCUAGCUAGCAAAUUAUUGUUAUUUACAUAUUUUCUUCCCCUUUAGAUACAUUAGUAUACAUUAUAAAUACAAAUAGGUGGCAAAUGAAAGGAAAGUAUAGUUCCACAAUGAGCUUUCAGUGAGUCUUGAGCAUCCAUACUUCAAGUCUCUGAACUAUACUGGAGGGCUAGUUUAUAAAGAUCCAUUACUUUUUAUUGCUUAAACAUGAAUGAUUGUUUUUAUGGCUGUCGAUAUGACACUCAACCACUAGUGCCACGAACAAGCGAGACACAUUUAUAAAUUUGAUCAGAAAAUAAAUGCUUAUUUCAUUGUCCAGUC